AUGGGAAAGAACAAGAAGAAGAGUGCCAAAAAACAGCACCAGACAGCGCCAGAAAAUGCCAAUUCUAAAGGUCAAAAGGCAGAUGAACAUCAAGCGGAACAUGUUCAAAGUUCCCGAGAUAUCAAGGACCAGUCUCUAGAAACGUCAUCCCAGGAAGCAAAAGAUGCGAGCAAUGGCGAUGGAACAGCCGCAGCUCCGGUGUCCAGUAAUGAAGAAAUGGACAGGCUACGUGAAGAAAUACAGGCUCUUAAGUCUGAGCUGGCGCUUGAAAGGGAGCUGAGACAGACGCAGAAAGACGGCAAUGUUGCCGUGCCAUCCCCGUUCACUGACUCGCAGGAGUACAAUGACCUUAAAGCUGAGCGCGAUGAGUUUGAAGCUCAAUACAACAACCUGCUGAACAGAAUAUCGUCGAUGAAGAAUGUGUUCAGCAAAAUGAAGGAGUCGCAACAAGAGCUAGAGGCCGUGAAGGAGCAGCUAUCGGAGUAUGAGUCCCAAAAUGUGAGGCUAAAAGAAAAAGUCGAUAUACUGAACAAGGAAAGAAAAGACCUUGAAGAAACCAUCACCACGUUGAACCUUGAGUACUCAAACCUGGACGAGGAGCGCGAAAGCGCGCAGAGGCGGUGUACCUCCUAUAAAAAUGAGCUGGAAUCGCUGGCUGAAAGGCUUGAGAGAGAGUCAGAGAAGCAUCGCCAAGAAUUAAAGUCGAUCGUGGAUGAAAAAAACCAAUUGGAUAGUCAACUGCAGGACAUGGUGAUCGUACUCAAGAGCAGCAGGCAGGAUUUGUCCACGCUAAGAGCUGAGAAAGAGGACCUGUCCUCGGCAGUUAAGACUCUUGAAGAGGAGAAAAAGACUUUGCAAGAAAAUAUACGAUCGCUCGAAGCAGAUCUGGAAAAUGCCUUCGGCAGCUUCAAGCAGCAAUCCAAGCAAAACACUCUGGAGGUCAAUGCUCUCAGAUCUCAGCUCGACAAGAGCGAGGAAUCGAAUGCCCAGCUUUCCAAGACAAUCGAGCAAUUGAACAAAGAUAUCCAGUCGAUGAGUGAGGAUGUGUCUGGCAAGAAGAAGCUGGAACAAGAAUGCAAGGAACGCGUGCUGCAAAUAGGCAAGCUAAGACACGAGGCAAUCAUCCUGAAUGAGCAUCUGACAAAAGCUCUCACAAUGUUAAAGCAGUCCAGUGACUCAGAAUCAGUCGAUAAAGAGCUCAUAUCAAACCUCCUAGUAUCCUUUGUAUCCAUUCCUAGAGCCGAUCCGAAAAAAUUCGAAGUGCUUGAGCUGAUAUCAAGUUUCUUGAGUUGGGAUGAUGAUAAAAAGAGACAGGCAGGUCUAUUGCAUUACAAGGAACAGACUCCAAAGUCAGCAGGUUCCAUGUCAAGCACAGGGAACUUUGUGACGCUGUGGACCGAGUUUCUCGAGAAGGAAAGCGAAAAGUGA
Molecule: messenger RNA, 1428 nt
Organism: Torulaspora globosa
Lineage: Eukaryota; Fungi; Ascomycota; Saccharomycetes; Saccharomycetales; Saccharomycetaceae
Gene: RUD3
Product: Rud3p
Exons: 1
Coding region: 1-1428 (475 amino acids)
Biological process (GO): Golgi organization; endoplasmic reticulum to Golgi vesicle-mediated transport
Cellular component (GO): Golgi apparatus
Molecular function (GO): small GTPase binding
Source: RefSeq, a predicted model, not a curated record